Molecule: messenger RNA, 1817 nt
Organism: Arabidopsis lyrata subsp. lyrata
Lineage: Eukaryota; Viridiplantae; Streptophyta; Magnoliopsida; Brassicales; Brassicaceae
Exons: 2
Coding region: 1143-1601 (152 amino acids)
Source: RefSeq, a predicted model, not a curated record
CUAUAGUGAUUAUCUUCUCCAAGGCAAGCGAUUUUUGAUGUGUUGGUACAAAAUUAGAAAAAUUCACUAAUCCAAUCCCAAGUUUCUUGCACGCUUUAACUAUUCGUACACGUGUCUUCUUCCCAUAUGUUCAUUUUCGAAAUUUCGCGAUCAUGGAUGGGUGACUUGGUGUCUAGAUAGACAGCCUGUCCAUUUGUGAAGUGUCUUCAGGUUCGGACCAAAAAAAAAUCAGUUCGUAUUUUCAGUUUAAUAUACAAAUCAAACAAUUUAAAUAAUUGGAUUUGAUCCUUGGAUAAAAACGCCAGCUCUAAAAUCUAUGGUACGUAAUAAGAAUCAUAUUCAUAUAUGUAUCUGUUUUUGUAGACGUAAUAUAUUAUGUUUGCAAUCAAAUUUUCUAAACAUUUUAAAACUAACGUUUGCAGAUUAACAUGGCUGCUAAUCAACUAAAAAAUACAGUAACAGCUUAGCUGGCGAUGACAAACUACUGGCAUGACUGGUAAUUUCCAAAUAAUGGCAGCGAUUAAUUGGUCUAAACAUAUGCUGACGUGGAAUAUUAACUAACAAAUCAACAUUCUCUUAUUUCUCCUAGUCAUUAAUGUAUUUACGGUCGACCCAACAAAAAAAAAUGUUUUAUUUACGGACGACACAAAGGAUUUGUUGAAGAGUCUCUUCAAAAAACCUCCUUUAAAUUCUGACGAUUCUCUUUCUUGAUAUCUGUCUCUCCAAAUCAAGAAAUCUCUCCACUCGAUCAAAAAGAAGAAGAAAACAAAAUCUCUCUCUCGUGUCUUUCUUUUUCUUUUUGUUAAAGAAUCUCUCUCGUGUCUUUUUUUCUUUUUUUGUUAAAGAAUCUCUCUCGUGUCUAACAAAGCUUGCACUUUAAUUUGAUCAAAAGUUUAAGCAAAAAAGACAAAAAGAACAUCGCUCAAAUGAUGAAUUCUGGGUCUUGCUUGGUUUGAAGUUCUUCUUCCAGAAAUUAUUUAUUGUUCUUCUUAGAAAAUGAUUUUGUUUUUCGAGCUCUUUUACGGCGAAGCUAAAGUAGCAGAGUGGGAGAAAGAGAGAUAGAUAGCAAACCCUUUACAUACAUUUACACGUGUACAUAUAUACAUACGUUACACAACAGAUUCGAAGCAAAAGAGAUAUAUAUGACUGUGAAUUUAAUGGUGAUCACCGAAUCCAAGACGUCGGAGAUAGAAUUUGCGAGAUGUGAAUGUUGCCGUAUGAAGGAGGAAUACACGGCGGCGUAUAUAGAGAGCGUACGGUGUCUAUACGCCGGAAUAUUUAUCUGUGGUCUCUGUUCCGAGGCUGUGAAGUACGAGAUUUUCCGUUGGGGGAAAAAGAAGAGACAAAUCAGCAUCGACGAGGCUUUAGCGAUUCAUAUGAAGUUCUGCGGCGAGUUUAUUGCUUCUCCCUCUCCGACCGUUGAUUUCAUAUCGGUGGUCGGAGAUAUUUUCAGGAGAAGAUUAAUUCUGAAUUUGCCAAGGGUCGUGACGUCAGCAGAGCUGUUGCCGCCGACAGUUGACGGUGGAGAGGUUUGUGCUACGGCGGUGAUUGGUGGGGCUGGGACUGGGAGCUGUUUACCUGCUUUGCCCGGUGGUGCGUAGAUCGGAAUAUUCUAUUUACGGCGAGGUAUCUGACAGAGAAGAAGAAAGUGUCCGCGAUAGUGCUCUUCUGUAAAUAAAUGAAGAGAGUUAUUAAAAAAGAAAAAUCUGGAAUUUUAGGGUAAUUGGUUUGAUUGUAUAUACUGUACUUGUUUUGUUUCAAUGUUAAAUGUUGAUAUGAGUGUUAAUUAAUUAAUGAAAAAAUUUUGGUGUGUCAAA